AUGGUCGGUGUGCCUCAUAGCAGUGGCUGUCAGCUCUGCAGGAAGCGCAAGGUCAAGUGUGAUGAGGCGCGGCCGACAUGCGGAAACUGUGUCAAGUAUGGCGCUGAGUGCCCGGGCUACGACCGCAGCCUCAAGUUCGUGGCUGGUAAACACCAGAUCCGCCCACGGGGCAGGCGAUCCGACGACGGCAACCGCAGCUCCAGCACCAGCUCCGAUGACUCCUCCCAGCCUCUCGUCACAACUCUGACUUAUAGGGCGAGCUCAAUAGUUGCCACACCAGCCCCCCGAUUGAGUCCUCUCCUAACCCCGCCGGUGGACCGUCCCCUGCAGCCCAUGAGGGGCCAUGUUCUCUAUACCAUGAUAGAGAAAUUCUGCCCUUCAGCGCCCCCGGACAUCAUGAGCCUGUUUGAAUGGGUAAAGUUUGACCAUCUGGGCAAGCAGGCACUUCUGGAUGGCGCAAUCUGCUCCUUGGCGCUGCACCUGGCGGGAAAGGAGGCUUCCAACUCGCAGCAAGUUGCUCAGAGCCGAACCGUCUAUGGGAAGUCCCUUCUUGAACUCCAAGCGGCAUUGCGUCAUCCCUCCGCAUGGAGAUCCUCAGAAACGCUAUUCGCCGCAAUCCUCCUUUGUUUCUUCGAGCUGUUUGCGGGGACCAGUUCCCCCGAUAACUGGCUCCAACAUGCCCAGGGUAUUGGCGUUUUGAUGGAACAGCGUGGUCCCGCGGCUCACGCUGAAGGCUGGGAUGCAGCGAUGUUGUUAUCGUUCCGCGGGAUUAUCAUUAUGAGUGACAUGUUCCAUCCACGCGAGGAGAACUGCUUCUUGUCUCGACAAGAGUGGAAACCCAUGAUGUGCGACGGUGGCCGGUGUCUCGUCCAUGCUCCUGAUACUCCAGUCGAGACUGUCAUAAUCAUCGACGGCUUCUUCCAGAGGUUGGUGGAUGUGCCGGCCGUGCUCAAAUGGGGCUAUCUAGUCCGCGAAGCGAACAAUGCAGGCAUCCCAGUAGAUCCCUCCCAGGUCGUCAUCCUCGCGCAUCUAGCUGCCGCCAAUUACGCGAGCUUCAGUAGAUGGUACGACGAAGAGUUCAACUCGCUUCCGUAUGUCCAACCCACAGAGGCCCUGCCUUCCGACCCAGCAACCUCACUUUACCCGACAAUACUGGAGCACACGAACCAGUGGGCUGGUGCCAUGCACUUGGCGGUCUGGGCCUCCAUGCUGAUUCUGCAGGAAACGAUGGUGCAGUGUGGUGCCCCGGCGCCCGGCUCCGACGCGGCGAAGCAGGACCUGGUAUCCAAUAUCCUCCGCUCCAUCGAAUCGGUCGCCCGGGGCACAAUGGGGCCGUACCGUGUUGGGUACUCGCUGCGGAUCGCGUACGAAUUUGCGAGCGCUGAGGCCCAGCUCUGGAUCAGGACAUUGCUGGACAAUUUCACCAAGAGCUAUGCUGCCGUGGAUAAGACAACAUAUCCGGCGCCGAGAGAGGACAAAGACGGGUAUUUGUAG
Molecule: messenger RNA, 1494 nt
Organism: Ilyonectria robusta
Lineage: Eukaryota; Fungi; Ascomycota; Sordariomycetes; Hypocreales; Nectriaceae
Exons: 3
Coding region: 1-1494 (497 amino acids)
Biological process (GO): regulation of DNA-templated transcription
Molecular function (GO): zinc ion binding; DNA-binding transcription factor activity, RNA polymerase II-specific
Source: RefSeq, a predicted model, not a curated record